Copidosoma floridanum is the source of this 743-nucleotide messenger RNA. It is a transcript of the gene Fur2, whose product is annotated as furin-like protease 2. Lineage: Eukaryota; Metazoa; Arthropoda; Insecta; Hymenoptera; Encyrtidae. Gene Ontology annotation, cellular component: trans-Golgi network; Golgi membrane. Gene Ontology annotation, molecular function: serine-type endopeptidase activity. Gene Ontology annotation, biological process: protein processing. The record is from RefSeq and is a predicted model, not a curated record.
AUUCUAAAAAUGGUACAUGUGAGCCAUGUGAAGCAAAUUGUCAAAAUUGUUCAGAACAACCAGAUCAGUGCACGAGUUGUCAGCAUCAUUUAGUACUUUAUAAAAACAAAUGCUACGCAACUUGUCCCUUAUACACCUAUGAAACCGAUGACUACCAUUGUGUUGCAUGUCAUUCUUCUUGUGAAACGUGUAAUGGUUCUUCUAAGAAUAAAUGUAUUGGAUGCCGAUCAGGAUUUUUCUUUUUUGAAGGUGAAUGUAGACAAUCGUGUCCACUUGGCUACAAUGCAGAUAAUAAACGACGAGAAUGUGUGUCUUGUCCUAGUGGUUGCGAAAACUGCACACCAUUAACUUGCACAGUUUGUCAAUCAGGUUGGAGUCUCAAUGAUAGGGGCAUUUGUACUGUUAGCUCCAGUAAUCAAUGUAAAAAGUUUUAUUUUAACGAUAACAACAUUUGCAAGCAAUGCCAUUUAACAUGUGAAAGCUGUUUUAGCUCUUCUGAUGAUUCAUGCAUUACAUGUCGAAGUCCAUUACUUUUGCAGAGUAAUCGUUGCGUUAACCAAUGUGAUGUUGGAUAUUAUUCAGAUGUCAGAAAUUCAAGACCAAUUUGUGUACCCUGCUUACAUACUUGUAAGACUUGCGUUUCUAGAUUAAACUGUACUUCAUGUCAAGAUGAGCUACAACUUCAAAGCGGUGAAUGUAGAUCUGCUUGUGCCUACGGGUUCGUAUCCAUACUGAAUGCUUAA